Molecule: messenger RNA, 3267 nt
Organism: Impatiens glandulifera
Lineage: Eukaryota; Viridiplantae; Streptophyta; Magnoliopsida; Ericales; Balsaminaceae
Exons: 11
Coding region: 187-2658 (823 amino acids)
Source: RefSeq, a predicted model, not a curated record
CAUCAAUCUGCGUCCGGCGCAGAUCUAAUCGCCAGUUUAGGUUUCCAGCUCCUUAGUUGAAUUUGUGAUCAUUUUUGACCUAGAUUCUUUGAAUUUAUUUGGACUUAGAGAGAGGAUAGUGAAUCUCAGCGUUUUCCCUUUCGUGCCACCAUCUGCGAUCUUUGACGAAAAUCUUUCGGCGGGACAAUGAGUUUUCUGCUGCGGUCAUAUCAACCGGCCGCAGUAGCAUCAUCUGGAAUUGCAUCGGAGUAUCGUCCUACUGAUGCAGUACUCAGUAGGUUGAACACUCUGGAUGGUCUUACUGGUCAAGAUUCAGUUUUGCUGAAUUCAAAUGAGGAAGAUCAGGUUGCGGUUGAAAAUGAGGUAGAGGGUGAGGAUCAGGACGAUGGUAUGGGGAUACAUAGUUCUACUAAUGAUGUCUCUCCCGCUGUUCAAAAUCACAUUGAGGUCACUGAAGAUGAAGGAUUUAUAACUAUUCCAAAGAAGGAACUACCUGAUGAUUGGAUGGAGGCACUGGAUAUACAUUCUUUUCACUCGCUAGAUCGUGGUUUUGUUUUUCCUGGUGAACAAGUCCACAUUUUGGCAUGCUUGUCGUCUUGUAAGCAGGAUACAGAAAUUAUUACACCAUUCAAGGUUGCUGCUAUUAUGAGCAAAAAUAGAAUUGGGCCAGGAACCAAGAAACAAAAUGGUGAUACAGGCUCUGAAAGUGACCUUGUUCCUGAUACUGGAGAAAAACUUGAUCAUAUUGGUGACAAUGCGACAAAAGAGAAGAUUGAUAAGCAAAAUAAUGUCUCCGAUGGUGAAAUGCUCCUUAGAAUGGAAGUCCAGAGAAGGAAGACAGAGACUUUGUUGCAAAAGAUUGAAAACUCCCAUUUCCUAGUUCGUAUAGCAGAAUUUGAUGAACCACUUUGGGAAAAACGAAAAAUUCCAAGAACUCCUAUGGAUGGUGCAGAAACUAGAACGACUACUAAAAAUACAACCUCUAUAAGUACACUUAUUGAAAGACGGAACUUUGAUCCAAGUGUUUCUGGUGGAUUGGCUAGAAGUCUGAAGUGUUGCUCAUUAUCUAACGGAGAUAUAGUGGUGCUUUUACAGAUCAAUAUUGGUGUUGAUUUUGUUGAAGAUCCUUUUCUGGAAAUUUACCAGUUUGAGAAAUUGCAAGACAGAAAUUUAUUAAGCAAGGAUCAUUCAAGUUUCUCAUCUGUAAAUGAAGACCCUUGUGGAGAUCUAUUAAAAUGGUUACUUCCUGUGGAUAAUUCUAUUCCUCCUCCUGCUCAUCCUUUGGCACCAUCUACCGCCCCAACUUCCAAUCAAUCCAUGCGCAGCACCUCUACUAGAUCCAAUUUUUCUUCCACAUCGAGCUCUCAGCUGUUUUCUUUUGGUCAUUUUAGAAGUUAUUCAAUGUCUACUACAUCCCCAACUGAGUUACAACCUCCUGCAGCAACCCAUAGUAUUAGACCAGAUAUUGAACUAGACGAUUGGGACCUUUUCCCUACUGAUAAGUUUCUGAAGAGUUCAGAACAUGGCAUUGAUAAUAUUCUAUCUUUCCGGGGUGUGACAUUAGAACCAGAUAGAUUUUCUGUUCAAUGCGGAUUAGAAGGAAUUUUCACUCCUGGAAGAAGGUGGAGGAGGAAAAUUGAAGUUAUUCAACCCAUAGAGAUUCAUUCUUUUGCUGCUGAUUGCAAUGCCGAUGACCUUCUUUGUGUACAGAUAAAGAAUGUAGCUCCUGAGAAUGUGCCUGAUAUUGUGAUAUAUGUUGAUUCCAUAUCAAUUGUUUAUGAAGAGGCAUCGAAAGGCGGGCCUCCGCCUUCAUUACCAAUUGCAUGUAUUGAAGCAGGGGAUAUGCAUAGUCUGCCAAAUCUCACCCUCAGGAGAGGUGAAGAACACUCUUUUAUUCUUAAACCAGUAACCUCAAUGGGAAUGACUGGCAAGGGUCACGGUCAAAAGAUAUCUCAGUUGUCACACUUGCAUGAAGGUUCAAUUUCCCGCAUAUCUACAAAAAGUUCUGAACUAAAAGAAAAUUCUCCAGCGUUAGAUCAGUUUGCUAUUCUAGUCUCAUGCCGGUGCAACUAUACUGAGUCAAGGUUAUUCUUUAAGCAGUCAACGAGUUGGCGACCACGAAUCUCCAGAGAUCUUAUGAUAUCGGUUGCGUCCGCGAUGUCGAGUAAAAAUCUUGUUUCUGAUGGAAUUGUUCCUCAGCUUCCUGUCCAGGUUUUAACUCUUCACGCUUCUAAUCUGUCAUCUGAAGACUUAACAAUUACGGUUCAUGCUCCAGCCUCAUUUACAUCGCCUCCUACAGUAGUAUCCAUAAAUUCAUGUCCAUCUACACCCAUGAGCCCAUUUAUUGGCCAUUUUGAUCCCUCAGGAAGAUUGAGAAAGAAUGGAGAAACUGAUCCUCAUUCAGUCGCCUUAAAUGAAAAUGGCAUACCUAGCACAGACUCCAGCUGUACGCAUUUGUGGUUACAUAGUAGAGUCCCGUUGGGGUGCGUUCCUGCAAAAUCUAUGGCUACAAUCAAGCUAGAGUUACUUCCUUUAACGGAUGGGAUCAUCACACUGGAUUCCUUGCAGAUUCAUGUUAAGGAAAGAGGAUUGAUCUAUGUGCCAGAGCAGUCUCUAAAGAUAAAUGCAACUUUCAGCAUCGCUACUGGGAUCAUGUAAGAUUGCUGUUGCCAAGUUUCAAACAGAUUUGCUCGGAUUGCAGCAAUCCUACUACAAACAGGUCUUGUGGUUGCCAGUUGUGUUGUAUAGACAAGGUUACAAUGCCAUUUCCAAUCCUCCUUUACUUUGAACAGAGUCUUCCUAGUAUAUUAUUACUGCAGAAUCUAUGCAAUUGAACCCUUUUUGUAAAUCUGGGUUGUAAAAGUUUGUGAAAGUUGCUUAGUUUAUUCAUUUAGGCUUCUUUUAGCAACCAUGCCAAAGGUGUCUUAACGUCGGCGGAGUCCCUGACGACAAUAUUAUAGAAUUAUUGCAAAUUUUGUUGCUUUUCGGGUUUCUGUUUGUACUAUGAUGAAAAUUACACGUCAUAGAGGGUCUUGUCAGGUAUUGUAAGUUAGCUUGAUUCAGAAUCUUUGUUGAUCAACAAUUUCAUGUUUGAGUGAGCAGGUUCACAUAAAACCAAUAAUUUGUAUUUGGGUGUGAGUUUUAUGUAAUGUUUUUAUUUCAAAAAACUAGUUUUUGGAGGGUUAUUGUAUUCCCAAAGGAACAAAAAGAUAUAAAAAUGGAAGUCAAACUCAAUAGAAUAAAUCUAUUGGUGGAUUUUGUUUUGUA